AUGUCCGAUGGAGUGAUACCCGCUAUGAUUACAGCUGCCUCGUGCGACACCAAUAGAGAUCUUGCUUUCUUGACGUACAAGCUCUUUUCCAUCGUUGUCUUUGGCUGCAUUUCUUCGGAGGGUUGGCGCACCGACGAGAAUGGCAAGGAGGUGUGUCUGUACAAUGGUGAUGCCAUGGCAUGCAAAUAUGGCAAUACAAUCGGUGUAUUCGGUUUUCUGGCGUCGAUGGCCUUCAUCGUUGGUGAGUACCUGUUCGAACGUAUGUCAUCGGUGAAGAGCCGGAAACGUUAUGUGAUGGCGGAUAUGGGAUUCUCAGCAUUCUGGGCCUUCAUGUACUUCAUUUCGUUUGUGUACUUGUGGUCGCAGUGGUCCUCUGCGCCUAUGCCACCAGGUGGUGUUGGCUCUAGUAAUAUGGAAGCGGCAAUCUUUUUCUCAUUUUUCUCGAUUUUUGUGUGGGCACUCUGCGCUUUUCUCGCCUACAAACGUUUUCUGAUCGGCGCCGGUGAUGAAUUCACAUCCGCCUUUGAAACAGAUCCAGCGAACGUAGUGCAUCAGCAAGCAUACACAAGCUACUCCAUGGACAACGACAAUGAUCAAUACAGCACGUCACCGUUUAGUGGCCAACAACAACAAGGCAUGGAGCAGCAAGGCAUGGAAUACCAACAGCCCACCUAUUAAAGUCAGCGAGCAAAUACUACGUGUACAACAUUAGCAUUAUAAUAGGCUAAGAUAUAAUAACGUGUGAGCGCCAUUAAAGCUCAUUCAUUUUGGGCAUUUGUGAGUUAAGUAUGCUUUGCGCUGUACAGAUUUAGCGAAAACAAAAACAAGUUUAUUUUUUAAAAGAAUAAAUGAACCGUAAACACCGAUAGUAAACAUAUACAAACAUGAAUACAUACAUACAUAUUGAAAUAGUAACGUAACAUAAAGAUAAAUAAAAUUUAUAAAAAAUAUUUGCUAAACGAAAGACAAAAGACAGUUACUCACAAAAGCCACGAAUAAGCUGUAAAAGCUGUAAAGCUCUGCUCAUACCCCAAAYAACGCACAUUCAGAGAUGAAAUUAGGCCGCAAGCUUCAUUGGUAUCUCAGUAAAUUGCAAUAGUUUGAUGUAUGAGACGUGCUAUUUUGAGGUUAGCGGAGCUUAGUUAAGGAUUUUUGACGCUACUCGUUUUUAAAAGGAAACCUGUCCGAGCUGAGCUCUCAAAAUACUGUGUAACUCUGAGAUACUUAUAGAAUGAUGGACCAUGCACUUAAAAGCGUUUGUGUAUUAUAAAAUGGCACUACAGUAACUACUUGAUUGUUUGAACUAUACG
Messenger RNA from Bactrocera latifrons, 1310 nucleotides. It is a transcript of the gene Syngr, whose product is annotated as synaptogyrin-1. The record is from RefSeq and is a predicted model, not a curated record. NCBI's taxonomy places the organism in Eukaryota, Metazoa, Arthropoda, Insecta, Diptera, Tephritidae. Gene Ontology annotation, cellular component: neuromuscular junction; synaptic vesicle membrane. Bases 1 to 678 code for a protein of 225 amino acids. The transcript has 5 exons.